This is a messenger RNA of Cololabis saira (Pacific saury), 2009 nucleotides long. Its product is annotated as GTP-binding protein Di-Ras1-like. Gene Ontology annotation, molecular function: GTPase activity; GDP binding; GTP binding. The transcript is spliced from 4 exons. NCBI's taxonomy places the organism in Eukaryota, Metazoa, Chordata, Actinopteri, Beloniformes, Belonidae. Gene Ontology annotation, cellular component: plasma membrane. The record is from RefSeq and is a predicted model, not a curated record. The coding region runs from base 369 to 968 and encodes 199 amino acids. Gene Ontology annotation, biological process: signal transduction.
CUGGUCUGAUGAUGAAGAUGAUGAUGAAGAUGAUGAUGAAGGUGAUGGUGAUGACCGGCGGGUCCGGUUUCAUCCCUGCAUCCGUGCGCGUGCACGCGUUUAUGUAACAGCUGUGCGCGCGCCUGAGCACAGAUGACAGCUGAUUAGUGACGUCAGCAGAUACCGAGCCGGAACCGGGAACAAAGCAGCCGGUCCCGAGAAGAACCGUCCCAGCAGACUGAUCCUGCUCCUGAGCACGUCGGCAGGACCGCGGCCCCGGGACUCCAGCAGAGGAGGAACCGGUUCUGGUGCUGAAGCUGCGGAUCAAAGUCCCGGUGGAAACAUCACUGAGGUAACGGAUCCAGAUCCGGAGGACUCCAGCUCCCAUCAUGCCCGAGCAGAGCAACGACUACCGGGUGGUGGUGUUUGGAGCCGGCGGGGUGGGGAAGAGCUCGCUGGUGCUGCGGUUCGUUAAAGGCACUUUCAGGGACACCUACAUCCCCACCGUGGAGGACACCUACACCCAGGUGAUCAGCUGUGAUAAGAGCGUGUGCACGCUGCAGAUCACCGACACCACAGGGAGUCACCAGUUCCCGGCCAUGCAGCGGCUCUCCAUCUCCAAGGGCCACGCCUUCAUCCUGGUCUUCUCCAUCACCAGCCGCCAGUCGCUGGAGGAGCUCAAGCCCAUCUACCAGGAGAUCCUGGCCAUCAAGGGCAGCGUGGAGGCCAUUCCCAUCAUGCUCGCGGGCAACAAGAGCGACGAGACGGCGCAGCGCGAGGUGCAGGCGCGGGAGGGCGAGGCCCAGGCCUCCACCUGGAAGUGUGGCUUCAUGGAGACGUCGGCCAAGACCAACUCCAACGUGACGGAGCUGUUCCAGCAGCUGCUGGCGCUGGAGACGCGGCGGGACAUGAGCCUGAGCAUCGACGGGAAGCGCUCGGGGAAGCAGAACCGGGCCGCGCAGCUGAAGGCCAAGUGCAGCGUCAUGUAGCGCCGGGUGGGGGACGACCGGGAGGAAGACUGCAGCCCCCCCGUCCGUCUGGACGCUGAAGCCCAGUCGAACAAGAUGUGAGGAAGGUACCGAUGACAGGGAGCGUGCCGGUACAGCUGAGCUCCAGCCGGGUCGUUCUUCUGCUCCCAAAUACUCGUGUAGACGCCAGCUAGCCAACUAGCACCCUGAACCGCUACGCUAACGCUGUUAGACCUGGUUCUAAAGAUCGGACCAAAGAUACUCUAUACAGAAGAUAGCGCAUUACUGUUUCUACCAAUGGUUUGAAAUGGUCUACACUUCCUGUCUCCUAAGUGGGCGUGGUCGCCCCUCUCCCCACAUCGUUUUGGAAGACUAUUGUCUGUUCAUGUCAAAACAAUACAACAUACAACACUAGAUACAGUACAACUUUAAUAUUUGCACCUUAUUUUGCCGCUCGUUUUUUUUAUCCGCUACCUUAAUGUCUAUCAACCCAGUACAAGAUCCUUCCAAAAAGACUGAUGUCGUUGGAGAGUUCUGGAGUCUAACAUCCAUGUGGUUCUCUCUUAUUUCCUCUUCAUCUCCCUUGGCAUUAUUCCUCGCCUUCAGCAUCCAUCGCAGUUAUCUGAUGCAAAUCAGGCGAUGAUGUCAUUUAGCGGCUUUUAGGUCGCCCAAUAACUGCUUUCCUUACUGGGGGGGUUUAGACGUCAUUGAUUCGUCUCUUCAUUCCGCCACCACCCUCCAGCGGUGCGUUCAGAGAUCCCAUGAAGGCGCUACGCCACCUCAACACAGUCCUCUCCUCCCCUACGCGGUGCGCUUUGUCCCACGCCAGUGAAGAAGAAGUUCCUCCGGUCUCCACCCGUCCGACCGUCAUGGACACAAACCUGCUGCUGUUGGUCUUUUCUUCGCCGCCAGUAUCUUUCUCGUCACACCGACUCCGAAUGUGCGGGCGACACGCCGGGCCGUCCCUCGCCAUCCCUGUUUUUAGAGAGAAAUACCUUACAAUGCAUGUUGUGGGACAAAGUAAAGAGGUGAGCAGUUUUUCCCAUAAGGCCUCAGCUCAGC